AUGGAUGAAGGUCGUCAUCAUGUUAGUCAAAAGGAACUUGGUUUUAGAAAACCCGAGAUCUUCAACGGUUCAGACCGUUCGAAGCUCAGGGAAUUUAUAAACCAAUACAAGAAUUACAUGGCUGGAAAUAGCCAUGUCUACCAAGAGGAUAAUCAGAAGAUUGCAUUCGUGCUGUCGCACAUGCAAGGAGGGACAGCAGGAUCAUGGGCGCAGAGCUUCAUAGAAACGGAACUCACCAAUGAUGAGUUCCUUUCUUAUGAAAAUUGGAAAGAGUUCAUUGCGAGUGUGAACAAAGCAUUUGGCGAUGAAAAUAUUGAAGAAACCACUCGUACCUUGCUACGUAACAUCAAGCAAGGGACUCGUACCGCGGAUGACUACAUUGCCAAAUUCCGAUCGCUUGAAUUCAAGGCGAAAUUAGAAGAUGCCGGAAAUAUCGAGUAUUUCAAGUGGGGACUUAACGACCCACUCCGACAAAGGAUAUAUGGGAUGAAAAGCAUGCCCAAGACACUUGACAAGUGGUACGAAUAUGCCUCACAGUUUGAUAACCAAUGGAGAUCUGCUCAGAUCUUCAAGCGAGGAGCCACUACGAUGACACGAGGAAAGGGCCGAUCUGUCCAUCGUCCCUACUACUCGACUUCUGCAAAGGAUCCAAAUGCGAUGGAUGUUGAUCAUAUCAAUAUCUCGCGCUUGUCCCCGGACGAACGACAGAGAGAAUGA
Molecule: messenger RNA, 717 nt
Organism: Sparassis crispa
Lineage: Eukaryota; Fungi; Basidiomycota; Agaricomycetes; Polyporales; Sparassidaceae
Exons: 1
Coding region: 1-717 (238 amino acids)
Source: RefSeq, a predicted model, not a curated record